CACCAUCAACAACAGCAACAUCAACAGCGCCGGUUGCUCGGCCGGUUGCCUGGCGCUGCACGUGUCGCGCGUGGCCCGCGCCCUCGCCACGUGCAGUGCGUGUGAGGCGCCCGCGCGCCCCGCGCCGCUCCUGCGCCAGCUGCGCACGCGCUACUCGUCGGCGCUCGUACGUCUGAUCGCAGCGCUAGAAGUUGACGUCGGUCCUGGGAACUCUGACGUCUCCAGCGCCCGUGUAACGUCUCCCCCAGAUUUGUUCGUCCCGUCUCCCCCAGACGUCGGUUUGUCGCCGGGUUAUACUCCUCCAGUAACGACGUACACUAAUAACGUUCCGUGUAACGCUUCUACAGACGACGUACAUGAGAGUGUAUCGUUGCAAUCAAAGUUCGACGUACAUGAUAUUCCUGGUCGCGACGUCCCCGUGACUGGAAUGGGAAUGAAGGAUUCGUGGAACAUUGCUCAGGAAUCUAGAGCCUCAUUUCCUGGCCAACGUGACUCGAUGAUUUGCGGGAGCGAAUCGCCUGACGUGUCGAUACGCGGGCACGUGUUCAAAGAUACGUCUGUCUGUGCCGUCAAAUACCGAGAC
Messenger RNA from Hyalella azteca, 583 nucleotides. RefSeq lists its product as uncharacterized. NCBI's taxonomy places the organism in Eukaryota, Metazoa, Arthropoda, Malacostraca, Amphipoda, Hyalellidae. The record is from RefSeq and is a predicted model, not a curated record.